Messenger RNA from Penicillium verhagenii, 1077 nucleotides. Its product is annotated as aldo/keto reductase. The transcript has 2 exons. The coding region runs from base 1 to 1077 and encodes 358 amino acids. Lineage: Eukaryota; Fungi; Ascomycota; Eurotiomycetes; Eurotiales; Aspergillaceae. The record is from RefSeq and is a predicted model, not a curated record.
AUGUACGGAAUUCCUCUUCCACCAUCUCUCAAAAAGUCCUUGGAGGACACCAAAGUUGAGUAUCAUCAACUGGGAAAGUCUGGCUUGCGAGUCUCCUACCCGAUACUGGGUGCGUUGUCUUUCGGACCCCCGCAGCCUGCGGCACCAUGGCUUCUGGAUGAAGAGGCCUCGCUCGACAUCUUGAAAGCCGCCUAUGAUCGCGGCAUCAACACUUGGGAUACUUCAAACGUGUACUCAAAUGGAGCAAGUGAAGAGAUCCUUGGGAAAGCAAUUCAGAAAUUCACAAUUCUUCGGGAGAAGGUAGUGAUCAUGACCAAAUGUGCCUUCCACGUUGGCGAGGAAAUUGAUGUCAUCGGCGCCGCCUUUGCGGAUGAAAUGAACCAGAGCAAAGACUAUGCCAAUCAAGGAGGCUUGACUCGGAGCGCCAUCUUCCAAGCUGUCGAUGCCUCCUUGGCCCGUCUGGGAACAACAUACAUCGACCUGCUUCAAAUCCAACGCUAUGACCCCCUCACUCCACCCGAAGAAACAAUGAAAGCACUGCAUGACCUCGUGCAGUCAGGCAAGGUCCGCUACCUUGGUGCAAGUUCCAUGUGGGCCACGCAAUUCGCCCAGCUGCAGUUCCUCGCCGAGAGAAACGGGUGGACCAAAUUCAUCAGUAUGCAGAAUUACUACAACCUCUUGUACCGCGAGGAAGAGCGCGAGAUGAAUCGAUACUGCAAUGAGACUGGAGUUGGACUUAUCCCUUGGUCGCCCUUAUUCGCGGGAAGACUCGCUCGUCCGGUUGGGGAUGAGAGCUCGUUGCGAUCUAAGCGGCCCUCGUACCACCAUCCUGGCUUGACUGAUGCCGACAAAUCGAUCAUCAAACGUGUUCAGGAGGUGGCUGAGAAGAGGAACUGGAAUAUGAGCCAUGUUGCUUUGACCUGGCUCAGGAGCAAAGGUACUAUCCCGAUUGUGGGCUGUACUUCUAUUGAAAAGAUCGACGAUGUGUGUGAGUUGAAAGGAAAAACUCUGACAGAUGAAGAGGUGAAAUAUCUGGAGGGGCUUUAUGAGGCAAGGCCAGUAGCUGGUCAUUUCUAA